This is a messenger RNA of Colletotrichum spaethianum, 1512 nucleotides long. RefSeq names its product oxalate decarboxylase OxdD. The record is from RefSeq and is a predicted model, not a curated record. The transcript is spliced from 5 exons. NCBI's taxonomy places the organism in Eukaryota, Fungi, Ascomycota, Sordariomycetes, Glomerellales, Glomerellaceae. Gene Ontology annotation, biological process: oxalate metabolic process. Bases 1 to 1512 code for a protein of 503 amino acids.
AUGCAUACCCACGCCAUCUUCCUCGUCAGCCUACUUGGAGCUUUGCCCAAGGGAUAUGCUAUACCCGCACCGCAAAUAGGAGACUAUGGCGAAAACAAGGGUUCCGUGGGAGGUGUAGACCCUCCCGUUCCUUCUGUGACUGCUCCCACAGGUAACCUCAGAGGAGACGCUAGCCUUCUAGGGGGUAACGCCCGGCGUCCCGACCCCGAUACUUCCGACUCCGCCAUUAUCAAAGACGUUCAGCUUGUGCCUGGUCAGCAAGCUGACGGAAAACUUGGUCUUUACCUCAACUUUGAUGGCGUCGAUGUUCCCCAGCCUAUCCGCGGAGAACUAGGCUCCCCGGAUCCCGGCCCAAGAACCUAUGCUUAUGAGAAGCUUAACCCCGACAUUUACGCCCCGCCUAGCACCGACAAGGGCGAUUUCGAGAACGCGAUGUGGCCCCUAGGACUUUCUCACAACCGUCUUGGAAGCCAAUCAGGCGCUGGCUGGGCCCGCCAACAGAACACUGACGUGCUUCCCGUCGCCUCGCGCAUGGCUGGUGUCGACAUGAAGCUGCAGCCCAAUGCUUACCGCGAGCUGCACUGGCAUACGUCAGCUGAGUGGGCACUUAUGCUCAAGGGUAGUUGCCGCAUUGCCGCGAUGAACGAAGAUGGUAAGAGCUUCGUCGAUGAUCUGACUGCUGGAGAUGUUUGGUUUUUCCCCAAGGGCGUUCCUCACAGCAUCCAGGCGUUCGACAAGGGUACCGAGUUCCUUCUUGUCUUUGAUAAUGGAGGAUUCAGCGAGGAGAAUACAUUCCUUGCUUCUGAACUUUUUCUUCGAAACCCGCUGUCAGUUCUCUCAAAGAAUCUAAAGGCAGACGUUUCUGCGUUUGACAAAAUCCCCAAGGACCAGCUCUAUAUCUUCAAUGGCACACCCCCGCCCAAGGAUAUCCAGGAACAGAACCAAACCUCAUCAGCUGGGUCCCUAGUUGGCGCAGAGUCCUACACCUACCAUUGGUCGCAACAAAAGCCAUUCCAGGUUCCCGGCGGUUCCGUCAAGAUUCUCGACCCUCAGACAUUCCCUAUCGCAAGCAACUUUUCUGCUGCUCUUGUUGUUGUUCAACCCGGAGCAAUGCGUGAGAUCCAUUGGCACACCACCAGCGACGAGUGGAACUACUUUCUCCAGGGUUCCGGCCGCAUGACAAUCUUCGACGCCCCAGAUGCCUCCCGCACCUUUGACUUCACAGCUGGGGACGUCGGCUACAUCAAGGUUGGUGACAGCCACUACAUUGAAAACACCGGCACCGAAGACGUUAUCUUUCUCGAGGUCCUUCAGGCUCCCAAGUUCUCGGACAUUAGCGUCGCGCAAUGGUUGGCUCUCACUCCUAAACAGGUGGUUAAAGAUACUCUGAACCUCCCAGAUGAUGUGAUUGCGGCUCUUCCCCGGGAGAAGGAGUAUAUCAAACUUGGAAACCCCAAUAUGACGGCGCUGGCAGAUGGUGGAAGAAAUUUCAAAAGAAGCUUUCAGGCCUAA